This is a messenger RNA of Trypanosoma brucei brucei TREU927, 1296 nucleotides long. Its product is annotated as fatty acid desaturase, putative. The transcript has a single exon. The coding region runs from base 1 to 1296 and encodes 431 amino acids. The record is from RefSeq and is a predicted model, not a curated record. Gene Ontology annotation, molecular function: stearoyl-CoA 9-desaturase activity; iron ion binding. NCBI's taxonomy places the organism in Eukaryota, Euglenozoa, Kinetoplastea, Trypanosomatida, Trypanosomatidae. Gene Ontology annotation, biological process: unsaturated fatty acid biosynthetic process. Gene Ontology annotation, cellular component: endoplasmic reticulum membrane.
AUGAGCGAAGCAAUGGAAAGCAAGGUCUGUGACGCGCCGGCCGUGAAGAAAACUGAAUAUGACAUUCCACAGUGGUCAAAGGGAAACUAUGAAAUUAACUGGGUUGCCGUUGCUGUGCUGGCCCUCCCGCCACUUAUGGGCAUAGGGGCCUUGAUGGCGGGUGUCCCGCUGCAGACUAACACGCUUAUUGUGGGUGUUUUGUUCUACAUAUUUAAUGGUAUGAUCGGUAUUACCGUAGGGUACCACCGCCUUUUUUCCCACAGGAGUUUUACUGCGCAUCCCAUCCUCCAGUGGAUUUGUGCUUUUGCCGGUGCGGGCGCUUUCGAAGGUUCAGCCAAGUGGUGGUGCCGCAAUCACCGCAUUCAUCACCGGUAUGUUGACACUUUCAAGGACCCCUAUGAUGCGACUCGUGGCUUCUUCUUCUCGCACAUUGGGUGGAUGAUCAUGAAGCAGAAUUAUGCAAUACCGGCCAGGGUUGACGUUAGCGAUUUCAAGUACAACAACAUCAUCCAGUUUCAGCACCGACAUUUCUUCAAGAUGGCCAUUGCGUCUGGCAUAAUUCUCCCGACGCUUGUCUGUGGCCUUGGGUGGGGUGACUGGCUUGGCGGUUACUUCUACGCAGCUAUCCUGAAGAUUGUAUUCGUACAUCACUGCACCUUCUUCAUCAACAGUCUCGCUCACACGGACCUCUUUGGUGCCGUACAAACGUAUUCGGACCGCCACACACCGCACGACUCUGUGGUUUGCGCUCUCCUCACCUUCGGCGAGGGGUAUCACAACUUUCACCACGAAUUCAGCCAAGAUUACCGCAACGGUAUUAAGUGGUAUCACUACGAUCCAACAAAGUGGGUCAUUCGACUGUGUGAGUUCGUGGGCCUGGCGAGUCGACUUGUGCGCACUCCGAACGAUAUAAUUAAACUGAACGUGAACAAGUUGAAGUACAAGCGACUCCUGAAGCAGGCUGCCAUCUUGGAGAGGGAAAUGGACGAGUGUGAACCGGCUGAGACGAAGAUGUACACAUGGGAAGAUAUUCAUAGUUUGGUAGAGAAGGGAAGGAAAUUGAUAGUGGUUAGUAACAGGGUUAUUGAUCUCGACAAACCACUCAACACUGGCACAAGCUAUACUCACGACAACGAAACGUUCCAAUGGUAUGAGGUUCACCCUGGUGGAAGGCAGGUGCUUGACCUCUAUAUUGGUAAAGACGCCACGAAGGAGUUUGGUAGCGGAAUGCAUAAGCACUCGGCAGGUGCAGAGAGCCUUCUCCAUCACCUACAAGUGGGCUACUUGAAUGAGUGA